AUGAGCCUGGAUGAGAAGUUCGACGCCUUCAAGAUCGAUCAUGGAAAGAGACAGGCGGUGGAGCACAAAGUCUUCUCCUCAGAUGACUCCGAGCACGUCGACGCCAUCGCAACCGAACGAUACGUACGCCAGCUGUUGAAAGAUCCGAAGAACAAGCUGGGCUUGUCGGCGUUUAGUGCGAACAAUCCGGCUGCGGUGUUGGAGAAGCGAUCGACGGUGUUGAAGGAUACACAAGCUUUCAAUGUGAAGAUUGCACACGAAGGUUCGCCGGUCACGAACCAACGGUCCAGUGGAAGAUGCUGGAUUUUCGCUGCAUGCAACGUGUUCCGAGUCGCUAUUCAGCAGAAGUAUCAGAUUAAGAGCUUCGAGUUGAGUCAGUCGUAUCUCUUCUUCUGGGACAAAGUUGAGAAGGCGAACUACUUCCUUGAGUCAAUCCUCGAUACCUCAGACGAAGACGUGGACAGCAGACUGGUCAGCGCCUUGAUGGCGGGCCCUGUCGGCGAUGGUGGACAAUGGGACAUGAUAGUCAACCUCGUCUCAAAAUACGGCAUCGUCCCACAAACCCUCUACCCAGACAGCUGGAACGCCCAAAACAGCGGACGGAUGAACACAAUCCUCACCACGAAACUCCGCGAAGACGGUCUACGUCUCCGGGCCCUCCAAGCGAACGCCUCAUCCGACGAAAUCGACCAAGCCAAAGAAAGCAUGAUGCAAGACGUCAUCCGAAUCCUCACGCUCUGUCUCGGUCCACCACCAUCCGCCAACGAGAAGUUCACCUGGGAAUUCUACGACAACUCGAAUGCGUUCAAGACCGUCUCCAUGACGCCGCUGGAAUUCGCCAAUACGACUCAUGUCAAGAGGUUCAUUUCUCUGGUCAACGAUCCGAGGAAUGAGUACAAUCGCCUGUUGACUGUUGAUCAUCUCGGUAAUGUGUGGGGUGGACGACCGGUGACUUACGUCAAUGUCGACAAGACGGUGUUGAAGAACGCUGUUGUGGCUAUGCUGAAGAAAGGACUUCCUGUCUUCUUUGGCUCGGAUGUGGGUCAGCAGUCGGAUUCGGCCAAGGGGAUUAUGGAUACUGAUCUCAUUGAUUAUGAGCUUGGUUUCAAUAUCAAGCUUGGUUUGACCAAGGCUCAGCGACUGUUGACGGGUGAAAGUCAGAUGACCCACGCCAUGGUGCUGACGGCGGUACACCUUGACGAGGACAACAAGCCUGUGCGAUGGCGAGUGGAGAAUAGCUGGAGCGAGAACGCUGGAGACCACGGCUACUUCGUUGCGUCGGACAAGUGGAUGGACGAGUUCUGCUACCAAGCCGUGGUGGAUCCGAGUGUCGUUUCGAAGGAAGUGAGGGAUGUGCUGAAGCAGAAGCCGAAGCUACUGAACCUUUGGGACCCGAUGGGCGCGCUUGCGUAA
This is a messenger RNA of Zymoseptoria tritici IPO323, 1413 nucleotides long. RefSeq lists its product as uncharacterized. Gene Ontology annotation, biological process: proteolysis; response to toxic substance; L-homocysteine catabolic process. The coding region runs from base 1 to 1413 and encodes 470 amino acids. Gene Ontology annotation, molecular function: cysteine-type aminopeptidase activity. The transcript has 5 exons. NCBI's taxonomy places the organism in Eukaryota, Fungi, Ascomycota, Dothideomycetes, Mycosphaerellales, Mycosphaerellaceae. Gene Ontology annotation, cellular component: cytoplasm. The record is from RefSeq and is a predicted model, not a curated record.